Messenger RNA from Paramisgurnus dabryanus, 3924 nucleotides. RefSeq names its product doublecortin-like kinase 2a (gene dclk2a). The record is from RefSeq and is a predicted model, not a curated record. Gene Ontology annotation, biological process: protein phosphorylation; intracellular signal transduction. Lineage: Eukaryota; Metazoa; Chordata; Actinopteri; Cypriniformes; Cobitidae. Gene Ontology annotation, molecular function: protein kinase activity; ATP binding.
UGCCAGUUGAGGGAUGAAAAGAGCAGCGUACGGUCACGCGUGUCCAGCAUGCGCACACACAGCUCUGCGCGUCUCAUCAGGAUGAUCGUGGCUCAUCCGACGGAUCUUUUCUGUCUCGAGAGAACAAAUUUAUCUUAAUAUUGCUGUUCUGGUACUCGUGGACUACUAGUAAAUUCUCGUAACUUCGGCUAUUUUAAGUCGUUAUUCUUUAGAUGUAUAAAAACUUUAACGAGAGCUGCUUUAAAGAGAGCAUACCGUUUGAUGAAAGUCGAAGGAAGCAAUACAACGGACGACAACUGAUACGUUUAAAAAACAGAAUAAGCUCUUGCAUUUAAAGGUUUGACUUUGGCUUAGACUUUAGGGAUACAAACAUGUCUAACAGAAAUAUUGAGUGGGAGCAUUUCGAGGAGCGCGAGAAAAGUCACCGGUCCUCGCGCGGCAGCGCAGGUACUCCCUCCGGCUCUCGUGGUAACGGGCCCGUGGCCAGUCCAGCUCACAGCGCGCACUGUAGCUUUUACCGCACGCGCACGCUCCAGUCGCUCACCACCGAGAAGAAAGCGAAGAAAGUUCGUUUCUAUCGCAACGGCGACAGAUACUUCAAGGGUUUGGUGUAUGCGGUGUCCAGUGACAGAUUCAGGUCACUGGACGCGCUGCUGAUGGAGCUGACACGCUCCCUGUCCGACAAUGUUAAUUUACCACAGGGAGUCCGGUGCAUCUACAGCAUAGACGGGGCGAAGAAGAUCAUCAGCCUGGAUGAGCUAACCGAAGGAGAGAGCUAUGUGUGCGCUUCCAACGAACCCUACCGUAAAGUGGACUACACCAAGAACGUAAACCCAAACUGGUCGGUCAAUGUGAAAACUGGCACGUCACGCUCACUGCCAUCACUUACCACCACCAAGAACGAGCUAAGGGAACGGGAGAGCAAAGACUUCAUCAAACCCAAGCUGGUGACGGUCAUCCGAAGUGGCGUCAAGCCACGUAAAGCUGUCCGGAUUCUCCUGAAUAAGAAAACGGCUCACUCUUUUGACCAGGUGCUCACGGACAUCACCGAUGCUAUUAAACUGGACUCGGGGGCUGUGAAGAAACUGUAUACUCUGGAGGGCAAACAAAUUACAUCUUUGCAAGAUUUUUUCGGAGACGAUGAUGUGUUCAUUGCAUGCGGGCCUGAGAAGCACCGCUACGCACAGGAUGAUUUUGUGUUGGAUCACAGCGGUAAGGCUUCUACAGCCUUUAUAACCGAGUGUCGAGUACUGAAGACAUCUUACUCUCCUCGUUCUCCUGGCCCUGUGAGACACUCUGGUAGUAAAAGUCCAGGACCGACCCGACGCAGCAAAUCCCCCGGAUCAGUGAGACGAACUGGUGGAAACUUCUCUAGUCAUUCUCCAGUGAAAUCACCAAUAAAUGGAGCACCCAACAGCCAAAUCACAACUCCCAAAUCCACCAAAUCCUCUAGCUCCUCCCCGACCAGCCCCCGCAGCAUGCACAACUUCAAGUUUAGUUGCAACAAGCGGAUGGGAGUACCCCUCCGUCUGACUCCACAGAUUCCAACUCACCACUCCUCUAUAACCAAUGUGAACGGCUCCUUCGAGCAUCCGCAGCAAAUUACCAACAGUGUGAGCCCUGAAGUUAAUGGCAAUCGGAACCUUGCUGCCUCUGCCAUUUUGGACAAGUACAAAAUUGGCAAAGUUAUAGGUGAUGGAAACUUUGCUUUUGUUAAGGAGUGUGUUGAACGAUCCACCGGAAAGGAGUUUGCACUGAAAAUCAUUGAUAAAAACAAAUGCCGCGGCAAAGAGCACCUGAUCGAGAAUGAGGUGGCGGUGUUGAGGCGUGUGAAGCAUCCUAAUAUAAUUAUGCUGAUUGAGGAGGUGGAUACACCCACUGAGCUCUAUCUGGUCAUGGAACUUGUGAAGGGUGGAGAUCUGUUUGAUGCAAUCACCUCCUCCACCAAAUACACUGAAAGAGAUGCAAGUGCAAUGGUAUACAACCUGGCUGCGGCUCUCAAAUAUCUUCAUAGAAUGAGUAUCGUCCACCGAGACAUCAAACCUGAAAAUCUGCUGGUGUGUGAGUACCCAGACGGUACAAAGUCUUUGAAGUUGGGUGAUUUUGGCUUGGCCACAGUGGUAGAAGGGCCACUGUACACUGUUUGUGGAACACCCACUUACGUCGCCCCAGAAAUCAUAGCAGAGGCAGGCUAUGGGUUAAAGGUGGACAUCUGGGCAGCUGGUGUGAUUACCUACAUCCUACUGUGUGGCUUUCCACCUUUCCGCAGUGAGAAUAACCUUCAGGAGGACCUCUUUGAUCAGAUCCUGUUGGGGCGUUUAGACUUUCCUUCACCCUUUUGGGACAAUAUCACCGAUUCUGCUAAAGAGCUUAUUGGCCAUAUGCUACGGGUGAAUGUGGAGGCCAGAUACACAGCUGAAGAUGUUCUCUGUCAUGCUUGGGUCACGGAGGAUGCUGCAAUGGAAAACAAUAUGAAGUUGGAGGUGGCAGGUAAACUCAAAACGCACUUUAACUCUGUGCAGAAACAGAGCAACACAACACCUGGAGUCUCUGUGAUUAUGAACACAGCUCUAGAUAAAGAAACUAUCCAGCUUAUUCGGCGACGUCUUGACUGCACUUCCCCUUCAGGAAAGAGCCCCUCCUCCGCCCACCCAGAGCAAAGAUGGUCCUACAAGGGAGUGUCGUCUGGCCAAUCGGAGGACUCGAUGAGUGCUGCUCCCGUAGAGCCGUUAGCCUCAACAACCCCUAAUGUACCAUCUGCACCAUCAGAUCAAUCUCUGCCGUUCCCUUCCUCUGCCCCACCUCUACCCCCAUCUCCCAUCACCUCCCCUUCUCCCUCUUUCACCCAAUGCAACGCUGAGGCUGAAACCAGCAAGGGCUUUCCAAAGGAAGAAUAACAUACUGACACGUUCAUAUAACAAUGUAACAAAUAUUAGGAAGGCAACACAUCCAAAUGUAUACAUAACUAAAUGAAUCAAUGAAUGACAACUUUGCAACUACUUAAAAUAGUAUGGUCAUAACUGUCUAGUAUAGUGGUAACUACUUGUCUCUUCCUCCAGACUCUGUAAUGUUUAUGCUUUCUGCUUGCUGUUUGGCACCCUUAUCUGUGGCAUAUGAUCUCAGUACCCAAGACUGUGUGAUUGAUUGUAUAAACAGUAGGUGCAUUGAAAUGCUCAUUCAGCUUUGUAUUCCCUCACAUCUGUAAGCAGCUCAUGUUUCAGUUAUAAAUAUCUAACGAGUUCGGGUGGUCCCUGCUGGAUUUAAAGAUGCUACUGUACAAAGUUUUUGAAACUUGUCCUGCUGAAACUUGAAGUUUGUUCUCAUUUCUUUGAGUGUAUGUUUGAUAAUAGACUGCUUGACUUUUUUACUCGACACGGAAGAAAAGUAACCCUCUUUUAUUGGGUGUGGGGCUUCUUGUGUGUUUUCUAGAGGGUGUGCCCGCACUACUGUGUUUUGGAGUCAUUUGCAGUAGAGUUGCCUUUAUAAGAGCCAGCAAAGCAAGAAUUAUGUAGGUAUUGUUAGGGUUUUUUUUUGGCUAAUUUAUUUGUACAGAUUAGAAAUAAGAUUAGAAAUCGUAUUUUCUCUGUCAUUAUAGAGCCAGCAGACACAUUAGUGACUGUAUUUGAUUACAAUCUUGUUUUGCAUAGUCACCAAUUGCUUCAUGUAGUUCUGUAUUCUGUAAUCUCAGUACUCUCCAGUUUCCCAAAAUAUGUAAUGCAUACAAAACAAUCCAACUACAAAGAGGUAAAUGCACUGAUCUGCAAAGUUUUUAACAUGUAUUUGACUAUUUUUGCGCCGUGUCAAUGUGGAUAUCUACAGUGUCGUUUCUGGCAGGCUACAUUUCAUGUUUUAAUGUGAUUUUCUAGUGUUCUUUACCAUUACAAUAAUCAAAAGGAAAUGCAAUAAACUUGUCUUGUUGUUUAA